Molecule: messenger RNA, 6822 nt
Organism: Spea bombifrons (plains spadefoot toad)
Lineage: Eukaryota; Metazoa; Chordata; Amphibia; Anura; Pelobatidae
Gene: PXDN
Product: peroxidasin
Exons: 23
Coding region: 119-4528 (1469 amino acids)
Biological process (GO): response to oxidative stress
Molecular function (GO): protein binding; peroxidase activity; heme binding
Source: RefSeq, a predicted model, not a curated record
GACGUGUAGUAGCUGCCUCCCUUUAUCCUUCAUUCCCCUUUCCUUUAUAUAUAUAUAUAUUUAUAUAUAUAUAUGUCCUCUCCCCUCCCCGUUUCCCCGUAGUGUAACCCGUGCCAGGAUGACCCGUUUCAAAUCAGGCUCUCCUCUCUGCCUGGGGCUUUUCUUUGCAGCGGGGCUAUUUGUUGCCCUUCCCCAGCCGACGCUUUCCUGCCCCAGCCGCUGCCUAUGCUUUCGCAGCACGGUGAGAUGCAUGCAUCUGAUGCUGGAGAAUGUGCCCACCGUCUCUCCCCAGACCACCAUCCUGGAUUUGCGAUUCAAUAGGAUUAAGGAUAUUCAACCUGGAGCAUUUAAACAAUUGAAGAAUCUUAACACUCUGCUUCUGAACAAUAAUCAGAUUAAAAGAAUACAGAGUGGUGCAUUUGAAGGCCUUGAAAACCUAAAAUAUCUCUAUUUGUACAAGAAUGAAAUCCAAUCCAUUGACAGGCAGGCAUUUAAAGGACUUGCCUCUCUAGAACAACUGUACCUUCACUUUAACCAUAUCGAGACGUUAGAACCUGAAUCUUUUCACCAUCUUCCCAAGCUUGAACGACUGUUUCUCCAUAACAAUCGCAUAACUCACUUGGUACCUGGCACAUUUAGCCAGUUGGAAUCCAUGAAAAGACUGCGGCUGGACUCAAACGCCCUGCACUGUGACUGUGACAUCCUUUGGCUGGCGGAUCUACUGAAGAUAUAUUCUGAAUCUGGCAACGCUCAGGCUGCUGCCACCUGUGAAUAUCCACGCAGACUCCAGGGGAGAUCACUGUCUACGAUCACUCCGAGUGAGCUUAACUGCGAGAGGCCCAGGAUUACAUCAGAGCCACAAGAUGUGGAUGUCACUUUUGGGAACACUGUGUACUUCACAUGCCGGGCUGAAGGCAACCCCAAACCAGAAAUCAUAUGGCUUCGAAACAAAAAUGAGCUGAGUAUGAAAGAUGAUGCGCGAUUAAAUCUCUUAGAGGAUGGAACACUGAUGAUUCAGAACACACAGGAGACCGACCAGGGAAUAUACCAGUGUAUGGCAAAAAAUGUCGCUGGAGAAGUGAAAACUCACGAAGUAACUCUCCGAUAUUAUGGAACGCCAGCUAGGCCCAGUUUUGUAAUUCAACCCCAAAACACAGAGGUGCUUGUGGGUGAAAGUGUCACGUUGGAAUGCAGUGCUUCAGGACAACCACAUCCAAGGAUCACGUGGACAAGAGGAGACAGAUCCCCUUUACCAAGUGACCCACGUAUCAGUAUUACUCCAUCAGGAGGCCUAUAUAUGCAGAAUGUCAACCAAGACGAUGGUGGAGAGUACACAUGUUUUGCAACAAAUAGCAUGGACACCAUUCACUCAACUGCUUACAUCAUAGUUCAAGCUGUCCCUCAGUUUACGGUUGUUCCUCAAGACCGUAAUGUGUUUGAAGGGCACACAGUUGAUUUCCAUUGUGAAGCACAAGGCAACCCACAACCUGUGAUUGCCUGGACUAAAGGAGGGAACCCGCUCUCUGUUGAUAGAAGACAUCAAGUUUUGUCAUCAGGGACACUGAGGAUAUUGCGUGUUGCUCUACAUGACCAGGGUCAAUAUGAAUGCCAAGCUGUAAACAUUGUGGGGUCCAAAAGUACUUCUGCACAACUUAUUGUUCAGGCUAGAGUGACCCCAGUAUUUGCUACUGUGCCGAACGACAUGACCAUAGAAGUUGGCAACGACGUUCAGAUUCCUUGUAGCUCUCAGGGGGACCCUCUGCCCGCGAUAACAUGGAACAAGGAUGGAAUACAAGUAACGGAAAGUGGGAAGUUUCACAUUAGCCCCGAUGGAUAUUUAGCUAUCCGUGAUGUUGGCAGGGCAGAUCAAGGACGAUAUGAAUGUAUUGCUCGGAAUAACAUUGGCUACUCUUCGGCCAGCAUGGUGCUAACAGUGUUGGUCCCCGAAGUCAGUCGCACUGGAGAUCCUUUUGUUGCCACCUCAAUUAUCGAAGCUAUUGAAACUAUUGAUCGAGCCAUAAACUCAACCCGGUCACACUUAUUUGACAGUCGCCCAAGGUCUCCAAAUGACUUGUUGGCCCUGUUCAGAUAUCCAAGAGAUCCGUAUACCGUGGAACAAGCUAGAGCUGGAGAGAUAUUUGAGAGGACACUGCAAAUUAUUCAGGAUCAUGUGCAGAGUGGCUUGAUGUUCGACUUAAAUGGAACAGGUUAUCAUUACAAUGAUUUGGUGUCUCCACCAUACCUGGAUCUGAUUGCAAAUCUUUCAGGAUGUAGAGCCCACAGAAGAAUCAAUAACUGCUCCAACAUGUGUUUCCACCAGAAGUAUAGAACCCACGAUGGUACCUGCAACAACCUGCAGCACCCAAUGUGGGGAGCAUCCUUGACAGCUUUUGAACGAUUGUUGAAGUCUGUAUAUGAUAAUGGAUUUAAUUUACCAAGAGGCAUUCGAUUUGAUAGGCUUUAUAAUGGGUUUCCACUUCCUUUGCCUCGUUCAGUGUCGACAACUAUGAUAGGAACUCAAACAAUAACCCCAGAUGAACAGUACACUCACAUGUUAAUGCAGUGGGGACAGUUUCUUGACCACGACCUUGACUCUACUGUAGUUGCCCUUAGUCAAGCAAGGUUUUCUGAUGGUCAGGAUUGUAGUUCUGUCUGUACAAACGACGCUCCCUGCUUUCCUGUUAUGGUUCCGCCGAAUGACCAUCGGGUGAGAAGCAAUGCCCGGUGUAUGUUUUUUGUGCGUUCGAGCCCUGUUUGUGGCAGCGGCAUGACCUCUCUUCUGAUGAACUCUGUGUACCCACGAGAGCAGAUGAACCAGUUGACUUCUUACAUUGAUGCUUCUAACGUGUAUGGAAGUUCAGAUCAUGAAUCUGAAGAAAUCAGAGACUCUGCAAGCCACAGAGGUCUCUUAAAACAAGGCAUUGUUCAAAGAUCUGGAAAACCCCUUCUACCGUUUGCAACAGGACCCCCCACAGAAUGUAUGAGAGAUGAAAAUGAAAGUCCUAUACCUUGCUUUUUGGCAGGUGACCAUCGUGCUAACGAGCAGCUAGGGCUGACCAGUAUGCACACUUUGUGGUUCAGAGAGCAUAAUCGAAUUGCUACAGAACUGCUGAAGCUCAACCCGCAUUGGGAUGGAGAUACAAUUUAUCAUGAAACACGCAAAAUAGUUGGAGCAGAAAUGCAACACCUAACUUACAGUCAUUGGUUGCCUAAAAUCUUGGGAGAUGUUGGAAUGAAAAUGCUUGGAGAAUACCAAGGUUAUGAUCCCAAUGUUAAUGCUGGCAUACUUAAUGAGUUUGCAACAGCUGCCUUUAGGUUUGGCCACACACUUAUCAAUCCUAUUCUUUAUCGCCUGAACGAGAACUUUGAACCUAUUCCACAAGGUCACUUACCUCUUCACAGGGCCUUCUUUUCUCCGUACAGAAUUGUAAAUGAAGGUGGCAUAGAUCCUAUCCUCAGAGGACUUAUUGGAGUUGCAGGAAAAAUGCGAGUGCCAUCCCAGUUAUUAAAUACAGAACUAACGGAAAAGCUUUUUUCAAUGGCUCACACUGUAGCUUUGGAUCUUGCAGCGAUUAAUAUCCAAAGAGGUCGUGACCAUGGAAUACCACCUUACCAUGAUUUUAGAGUCUUCUGCAACCUUUCAUCUGCAAAUGCGUUUGAAGACCUGAGCAAUGAAAUCAAGAAUCCCGACGUCCGGGAUAAAUUAAAAAGGUUGUAUGGGUCACCCCUAAAUAUAGAUUUAUUCCCUGCGCUCAUGGCAGAAGACGUCAUUCCAGGAAGUAGGUUGGGGCCAACACUCAUGUGCCUUCUGUCUACGCAAUUUAAAAAUAUAAGAAAUGGAGACAGGUUAUGGUUUGAGAAUCCUGGCGUGUUCACUCCUGCUCAGGUGACACAAAUCAAGCAGACGUCACUGGCAAGAGUACUCUGUGACAAUGGAGACAAUAUAACGGAGGUACAACCAGACGUAUUCAAAGUGGCAGAAUACCCCCAUGGGUUUGUCAGCUGUAAACAGAUACCCAAACUGGACCUCCGGUUGUGGCAGGAUUGCUGUGAAGAUUGCAGAACAAGAGGGCAGUUUAGUGCUUUCUCUAGUCAUUUCAGAGGGAAGCGCUCUCUAGAACACAGCUACAAAGGGGAAAAGCCCGUGGACAGCCAAGAAGCAGAAGAAGUAUCUAGCCCAUUGAAUCCUGUUUUGAAUACCUCUUUCAACACUGAGCAACCUAAAAAUGUUCCACUGGUGAAUGAUUUUAAAGAGUUUGUUACAGAUAUGCAGAAAACAAUUACAAGCCUCAGAAAACAGAUAAAAAAGCUUGAAUCGCGCUUGAGUAACACGGAUUGCACUGAUGAAACUGGAAAAUUAUACUCCACCAAUGCAAAGUGGAAGAAAGAUGCCUGUACAAAGUGUGAAUGCAAUAAUGGUCAUAUUACAUGCUUUGUAGACACGUGCCCACCAGUCUCAUGCUCAGCCCCGGUGAAAAAGGAAGGUGUUUGCUGUCCAAAGUGCACAAAUGAGGUGCAGAACACAUAACGCUCCAAAAUAAACUUCUAAUGGAUUUUGCAGAUGCUUUCAUUGCAGAUACGUUUGAGGAUGGUAUCAAGACUUCUCAACCCUAUUCAGUUAUUCACAACCAGACACGACUGUAGUGUUGUAAAAUUACCUUUUAUUUUUAUCAGAGUUUCACCAUAAACACAACACAAACUCUUUGAAAGGGAAAUAUGUAAACCAAUGACAGGAUAUUGAAAUUUAUGUCAGCCUUAUUUUACUGAUGUUAAUGCUUCUCAGGUUAGGAAAUCGUACUGGUGCUAAUAUUGCCAUUUUAUCCUAUUGUGCACGCUUACCACUACCCAAUCAGAUUAGACAUUGUAUUGAUUUGAACAUCUUCUAACGUAUAUGAAGUUUUAGAAGUAUUGUAGAGUGAUGGCAAUCAUUUAUUUAAGGGACUGAAGAAUUCAGUUUUGAAAAUAUACAUAAAAAAUAUUUCAAACAUUUUGUCAAUAUGUCAUGUAAUAACACUAUUUUUUACCUCUUUUUUUUUAAAUAAUGAAAAUGUCUUCUAUACUGUAACAAUAUCUGUAACACUCAAUUCCUUUCAUGUAAAGGAAAUACCAUUUUGACUAGACUACUUCCAUGUAAUGAGUUUCAUUUUUUUUCUUUGUUUAUUUUAGAUUUCCUGCAUAUUGUAUACGUUUUCAUCAAUACCAGAUUGUAUUUCUAGAAAAAGUAUAUUUUAAUCAAACCAGUUGUGUAUUUUACAGUAAACACUUUGCAUUUUUUUUUAAGUACGUAAACAUUAUAAAUACGAUGCAUUUCAUUUGAUAAUAUUUGCGUUUAUUAUUCGCAUAUGGACUUAAUUUUGGAUUACAGUCUUCAUCUGCUUGCAGCUGUCCUGCUGUUUAGGAUUGUUUCCUCAUUACCGGUGCAAGCUUUGGUUUUAACAUUUCAUGAAGGACAACAAUCAUACCUCAUUAAGCAUUAACUUUAUGGUGCUCAUUGUGGGACAUUUAAGACAAGUAAUCUAUCAAACUGUUUCACUACACAGGGUCUGUUGCACAUUAACAGUAAUCCAUUGGUUCAUUGGUCAUUACGACAAACCCUAUUGUAUUGGUUUAUGGAGUAUAUCAUUUCAGUACACUUUUACCAAAGUAACAUGCAGUUGCUCCUAGCUUUAACAGUUGUCUUUCUAAAGGAAAUGUUCAUGGAAUGUGCUGUGCCAAAUACUAAUUCCCAGCAAGCAUUGCUUGCUCACAUGAGGCUACCAGUCCAGCUAAUUGGCCUCUUGUAUGAUGGGUACAAAACCACAUUUGUUAACACAUAUUACUUUCUAACCAAGAGUAGCACUUGUUAAAAUUAAUUGUAUAUAAAGAACAUAGGUGUUAAACAAAAAUCUCUCCAGGGUGUUAAUGCAUUGUGACUGCCUCAUACUCAGCAUACCCCAAGUGGUCAUAUCUGGAACUGCAGGUUAAAAAAGUAAAACAACACUUGAUGACCCAAUCUUUUCAGGACAGAGCAGUUGAUGGUAGAUCUAAGUGUGUGUGUGUGGGGGGUAGUCCAUCUUCUUCUAGCCACGUCUGAGUUUAUUUUUGGGAGCUGCCACAGAAACAGCUGAAAAGACAGCUUUCUGGAGAACUCCAGAAAAAAAAAAUUCGUCCAGCUGUAGUUGAAGGUUAAUUGCUUGUUAACCUCUUGUAUAAUAUAUGUGAAAUGCCUGUAUGGAAGGUGGGAAUACAUUGCUUACUGAGCAUAUCAUGUGAAUGGUAAUCAAGUAAAUGGUUACCAAGUAAAUGGAUCACCACAGAAUAUUUUCAGAUGUUCAGGUUGCAUAAACCUGCCGUUUUACCUGUAUGUCCUCAUGCUCUGGGAUUCUGUUUACUGUAAUUUGCUAUUGUGUCAAUGCCAGUUCAUCAGAGAGACAGUAUUGUUAAUGCAGUUGAAACAUACAUUUUAUUAGGCUUAAGUCAUUUUUUUCAUUAUGGGUAUUACCACUGAAAAUAAAGGCUUAAUUCAACUAAUCACUGCCAUACAAGAUACAUGUAGUAACAAGUCUUCAAAAUUUCAGACACAACGUUCAAUGCCAUAAGAAUCGUGUGGCAAGCAUUAAUGAUUUCAUAAACUGUGGGAAUACUUUCAAAGCGACUAAUAUUCUUUGCUUUGUGGCUGUUACUACAAAAUGUUGCAUAUUUAUUGACAGGUCUUACCAAAAAUUUCAGUACCUUGGUUUUUGUUUUAUAUUUUUUUUUAUUGUUAGCCAUGAUUUUUACCAAAGAAAACUGUUUGCACUGUGUAAUGAAUGCUUCUUGAAUAAAUAGGCCAUAUUUCCAAAA